AUGGGCAAAUUCUCCUUUCUCUCCCUUGCGCUCCUCGCAGCCCAAUCCGCCUUCGUCAAUGGCCAGGGAUCUGCUAACGCUGAGGAAAAGACGGAGGCUCCGGCUGACAUUCCCAAGCUGGGAGUGACAGUAUCAACCACAUUCCCUAAGGCUGAGGUGUUUGGCGUCAAACUCGUCAAUGGCCAACCUACCGAAGCGCUCCUCCAAUUCUCUAACACUGACCCAGAACCGGUGACCGUAACUGUUAUCGGAGGCUCUCUUUGGACUAUUGAAGCCCCAGGAAAGCCAUCCAUUAAUAUUCGAAACCUCACUGCCACCCCGUACGGCAUGGACAUCCCAGCGGGAGACCAGAUCACCCUCCCUUAUAUCUUCACGAAUGAAAUGCACCCUCAAGAUUUGACAUUGAACCUUGCUGCUGUGAUCAGUGAUAGCAAAGGGAUCAUGCAUCCGAUCACUGCCUACAAUGGUACCGUCAGCGUCGUGGAGCAAGAUACUAGCAUUUUCGACCCACAAGUUCUUUUCCUCUAUGUCUUCCUUCUGGCUUGCUCAGCGGGAUCUGUGUAUUUCUUCUAUACUCUCUGGAUUGCGCCUUACUUCCCCCAGAAACGCAAGGGUGGAAAGGGAUCGGAUCGCCCCCGAAAGUCCGCAGGUGUCUCGUCCUCCGUAGAUGCAGACCCGGCCUCUGCUACUGACGGAGCCCCUUCGACGAAGACAUAUGACACCGAAUGGAUUCCGGCCCAUCAUAUCAACAGGCCCGAAGCCCGAAAGGUCAAAUCCGGCUCUGGCCGGGCCAAAACUCGAGGAUAA
Messenger RNA from Microsporum canis CBS 113480, 807 nucleotides. Its product is annotated as signal sequence receptor alpha chain. Bases 1 to 807 code for a protein of 268 amino acids. The record is from RefSeq and is a predicted model, not a curated record. The transcript is spliced from 3 exons. Lineage: Eukaryota; Fungi; Ascomycota; Eurotiomycetes; Onygenales; Arthrodermataceae. Gene Ontology annotation, cellular component: endoplasmic reticulum; endoplasmic reticulum membrane.